AUGAACAUGUCAGACUCAUCAAAUUCAACCUUAUCGCCCUCGAGAGAUACCUCAUUGAUCGGAUCUGGCCCCGGGCAAACUGAUUACCUCGAUCUCCCGGUCCGUGAACUAAACGAUGGCGCCGACCUCCGCGAGUACGUGACCGAGACACGCACAGGAGAGAUCAUCAAGCCAGUAAAGUCAAAUGCUACUGGGCGGCUCGAAGAUUGGAAAUUGGUCACCUUCACAAUCGAUGAUCCUGAGAACCCAAAAAAUUGGUCAAAAGCUUAUAAGUGGUAUUGCACUAUGGUCGUCGCCUUCACUUGCUUCGUGGUUGCGUUCUGCAGUAGUGUCAUCACUGCAGAUAUUGAAGGACCUAUGGAGGAUUUGGGCGUGAGUCGAGAAGUCAGCCUUCUGACUAUCACGGUUUUCGUGAUUGGGUUCGGUGUCGGACCUAUGGUUUUCGCUCCCGCAUCCGAAAUGGUCGGUCGAAAACCGGUAUAUGCAAUCACACUCUUUGUGGCAGUCAUAUUUAUCAUACCGUGUGCUGUUGCCAAGAAUAUCGGGACAUUGAUUGUUUGCCGACUCAUCGACGGUAUCGCAUUCAGUGCGCCCAUGACCUUGGUUGGAGGAACUUUGUCCGAUCUUUGGAAGAAUGAGGAGCGUGGUGUACCAAUGGCUGCUUUCAGUGCAGCCCCGUUCAUCGGUCCUGCAAUCGGUCCCUUGGCUGGAGGCUUUCUGGGAGACGCCUGCGGUUGGCGCUGGCUUUACUGGCUCCAGUUGAUUUUGGCAUUUGUUGUUUGGGUUAUGAUCACUUUCACUGUCCCCGAGACAUAUGCACCAAUCUUGCUGAAGAAAAGAGCGGCCAAAUUGCGAAAGUCCCAGAAUGACCCCAAGUAUACCACAGAGACCGAACUUGACCCUCGUCCAUUGGGUCAGAGACUUCGCAUCUUCAUGUUCCGACCCUUCCAGCUGCUCUUCCUGGAGCCUAUCGUCCUUUUCAUCUCCCUCUACAUGUCAGUCCUGUACGGCCUUUUGUAUAUGUUCUUCGUCGCCUAUCCCAUCGUCUACCAAGGGGGCAAAGGCUGGAGUGCCUCAAGCACUGGCUUGAUGUUUAUUCCACUUGCAAUCGGUGUCCUGUUGAGCGCUGCUUGCGCUCCCGCCGUCAACAAGAACUACUUGAAAAUUUCUGCGCAGUGUGGUGGCAAACCCCCCGCUGAAAAGCGACUGAUCCCCAUGAUGUGGUCUUGCUGGCUCAUUCCGGUCGGCUUGUUCAUCUUCGCCUGGACUUCCUAUCCUCGUAUCCACUGGUUUGGUCCCGCAAUUGGUGGAUUGCCUGUUGGCUUCGGCUUCAUCUUCUUAUAUAAUUCCGCCAAUAACUACCUUGUUGAUACUUAUCAGCACCAAGCGGCUUCGGCCUUGGCAGCCAAGACCUUCCUUCGCUCCAUGUGGGGUGCUUCAACCGUCUUGUUCACAGAGCAAAUGUACGCUCGACUUGGCUAUCAGUGGGCCAGUUCCCUCCUCGCAUUCCUCGCCUUAGCGUGCUGCGCUAUUCCCUACGUGUUCUACUUCAAGGGCGCUUCUAUUCGUCAAUUCUCCAAAUUUGCUUUCAGUGACGAUGAGGAGAAGCAAGGUGGGAAGGCUUAA
This is a messenger RNA of Penicillium oxalicum, 1626 nucleotides long. Its product is annotated as MFS transporter. Gene Ontology annotation, molecular function: transmembrane transporter activity. Lineage: Eukaryota; Fungi; Ascomycota; Eurotiomycetes; Eurotiales; Aspergillaceae. The transcript is spliced from 3 exons. Gene Ontology annotation, biological process: transmembrane transport. The coding region runs from base 1 to 1626 and encodes 541 amino acids. The record is from RefSeq and is a predicted model, not a curated record.